AUGGGAACCCUGUGGUACACCAGAUCGGAUGGAGAAUUUAAAUUUAUUCUAGUUUAUCAAGAUCAUCUAACUAAAUUUGUAAUUCUUCGAUCUCUUAAAACUAAGCAAGCAUCAGAAGUUGUAGAACAACUUCUUGACUUAUUUUUGUUAUUCGGUGCCCCAUCCAUAUUACAAUCUAACAACGGACUAGAGUUUGCAAACAGAAUAAUAUUUAUGAAAAACAGAGCUCAGCAGGGAUUAAAAGAAGUCCUUAUGAGGCAAUGUUUGGACAACCAGCAAAAGUGGGACUUUAAUACUGAAGAUGAUUUAGAAAGCAUGUUGAACGAAGAUAAUGUGGAAAACGACACCUCAGUUCAAAGCAGUGAUUUGCAAAAUCAUCAAGAGCAAACGUUGCCUGAAAAUUUUACGUUAGAACAAUCGUUGGAAGCGAAUAUUUUGCUGGUAGAAGAAUUAAACAAAGAUAAUAUGCAGAACGAAACUUCAAUUCAAAGCAGUGAUUUGCAUAAUAAUCAAGACCAAACGUUGCUUGAAAAUUUUAGAAUUAUUACAGAAGAUAAAAGUAACAGAAAAGAAACUAAAGAAAAUUUAGAGAACCAAGCCAAGCGAAUGAAAACCAUUUCUGAUGCUUCUCAUCCACCAGCAGAAGAGGGAAUGUCUAUUCGUAUAAAGCUGUCUGAAGUUGACAGAGAUCCAUGUGAUUCGCAGUCAAUAAUAGGCUGUAUUAUGAAAAAAACAGAUGAUGUUUUUUUUCAAACAUUCCAAGGUAGGAGUUACCCCUUAGGACUGUGGCCACAGAACAAUCGGUAG
Molecule: messenger RNA, 807 nt
Organism: Zophobas morio
Lineage: Eukaryota; Metazoa; Arthropoda; Insecta; Coleoptera; Tenebrionidae
Product: SCAN domain-containing protein 3-like
Exons: 5
Coding region: 1-807 (268 amino acids)
Molecular function (GO): nucleic acid binding
Source: RefSeq, a predicted model, not a curated record